This is a messenger RNA of Phacochoerus africanus (Common warthog), 1762 nucleotides long. RefSeq names its product neuropeptide Y receptor Y5 (gene NPY5R). NCBI's taxonomy places the organism in Eukaryota, Metazoa, Chordata, Mammalia, Artiodactyla, Suidae. Gene Ontology annotation, biological process: G protein-coupled receptor signaling pathway. The transcript has a single exon. Gene Ontology annotation, cellular component: plasma membrane; neuron projection. The coding region runs from base 283 to 1623 and encodes 446 amino acids. Gene Ontology annotation, molecular function: neuropeptide binding; neuropeptide Y receptor activity. The record is from RefSeq and is a predicted model, not a curated record.
GCCUGCACAGGAUGUGGCUUUAAAAAAAAACAAAAAACAAAAACAAGUUCUGCUGUUUUAACACACCAUGGAAAUGAUGAUAGAUUUAAACUUAUAGUAAUUGUUAUCAGCUAAUAUUUGUUCUUGGGGCCAGUUAAAGAUGUCGCUUAACUUUCUUAGGAGGUGACUAAAGUAACGGCAGCAGACCGUACACCUUUGGUUCCUUCUCAGUGGAUAAUGGAGAGUAGUCAUGUUUUUUCAGGUGGCUAAUUAGCGCCUUUUUAUUCCACCCAGGGGUACAACAUGGGUUCAGAGAUCCCAGAUUAUUACAACAAGACACUUGCCUCUGAGAACAAUACUGUGGCCACUCGGAAUUCUGGUUUCCCUGUCUGGGAGGACUAUAAAGGCAGUGUGGAUGACUUGCAGUAUUUUCUGAUUGGACUCUAUACCUUUGUAAGUCUUCUUGGUUUCAUGGGGAAUCUCCUUAUUUUGAUGGCUGUCAUGAGGAAGCGAAAUCAGAAAACCACUGUCAACUUCCUCAUAGGGAACUUGGCCUUCUCUGAUAUCUUGGUUGUGCUUUUUUGCUCACCCUUCACUCUGACCUCUGUCUUGCUGGAUCAGUGGAUGUUUGGCAAGGUCAUGUGUCACAUUAUGCCUUUUCUUCAGUGUGUGACAGUUCUGGUUUCAACCUUAAUUUUAAUAUCAAUUGCCAUCGUCAGGUAUCACAUGAUAAAAAAUCCUGUGUCCAAUAAUUUAACAGCAAACCAUGGCUACUUUCUGAUUGCGACAGUCUGGACGCUGGGCUUUGCCAUUUGCUCUCCCCUCCCGGUGUUUCACAGCCUCGUGGAACUCCAGGAAAGCUUUGGCUCAGCGUGGCUGAGCAGCCGGUAUUUAUGUGUUGAGUCGUGGCCAUCUGAUUCGUACAGAAUUGCUUUUACAAUCUCUCUGUUGCUUGUUCAGUACAUUCUGCCCUUGGUCUGUCUCACCGUGAGUCAUACCAGUGUCUGCAGGACCAUAAGCUGUGGGUUGUCCAGUCAAGACAGCAAGCUGGAAGAAAACGAGAUGAUCAACUUGACUGUUCAGCCUGCCAAGAGAAGCGGACCUCAGGCGAAGCUCUCCCACCGCCCAAAGUGGACCUACUCAUUCAUACGAAGACACAGAAGGAGAUACAGCAAGAAAACGGCCUGUGUGCGGCCAGCUCCAGCUGGACCUGCCCUCGAGAGCCGUGAAGGAAGGCCUCCAGGGAAGGUGGGCUCCAUGCAGAGCCAGCCCCCUCCAUCCAAUAAGUUCAUGCCAGGGGUGCCCACCUGCUUCGAGGUGAAACCAGAAGAAAACUCAGAUGUUCCUGAGAUGAGAGUAAGCCGUUCUAUUAUGAGACUAAGAAAACGGUCUCGAAGUGUCUUCUACAGACUGACCGUCUUGAUACUAGUGUUUGCAGUGAGCUGGAUGCCUCUGCACCUAUUCCACGUGGUGACUGAUUUCAACGAUAACCUGAUUUCAAACAGGCACUUCAAGCUGGUGUACUGUAUCUGUCACUUGCUAGGCAUGAUGUCCUGUUGUCUUAACCCUAUUCUGUAUGGAUUUCUGAAUAAUGGGAUCAAAGCUGACUUAAUGUCCCUUAUUCACUGUCUUCAUUUGUCAUAAUGCUCAUUGUUUACCAAGAAAAGAACAUGUGUUGGGAUCCUCUAAAAUAUAUUCACAACAGCUAUGUAUGUAUAAUAAAUUUUGUUAACAUAUGGAAUUUAUGUAUAAGAACUCUGGGUUUGAAUGCCAGUUCAUAAUA